Molecule: messenger RNA, 7807 nt
Organism: Leguminivora glycinivorella
Lineage: Eukaryota; Metazoa; Arthropoda; Insecta; Lepidoptera; Tortricidae
Gene: faf
Product: probable ubiquitin carboxyl-terminal hydrolase FAF-X
Exons: 49
Coding region: 126-7676 (2516 amino acids)
Biological process (GO): cell migration; protein deubiquitination
Cellular component (GO): cytosol; nucleus
Molecular function (GO): cysteine-type endopeptidase activity; cysteine-type deubiquitinase activity
Source: RefSeq, a predicted model, not a curated record
GCGGAAUUUUAACUGUGAAUUGAGUAAUAUUUUGUAAUCUAAAUAUAUGUCUAAGCAGUGCUGUUCGGCACUUAUCCCACCAACGUAGUUUCAGAAGAGGAAAUGAAUAAAAACAUUAUAAAAUAAUGACAAUAUCAAUGAAAGAACAGGAUCAGAUGCCCGGGGAGAUUUCUUUCCCUGAGGCCAAAUUAAAAGCACUUGAAGAAAAAAUAUCACAUCCCAGAUGGGUUGUCCCAGUGUUACCAGAACAGGAAUUGGAGGUGCUUCUUAUUGCUGCAACUGAACUGGCGGCCAAAGGUGAAGAUGAGAACAAUGUGGCUUGUCAACGGUUUUACAAUGACGCACUGACAGUGUCAUUUACGAAGAUCCUCACUGAUGACGCAGUGUCCUCUUGGAAAAACAACAUUCAGCAAUGUGUGCGAUCCAAUUGCGAGAAGUUGGUCAAACUGUGUGCUAUGAAAUUAAAUGAUCCUAGAUUUCUGCAUUUAUUGUCUAUGGCCUUUAAUCCAAACAACAAAUUUCACACUUUUAAUGCAUCACGUACCUGUGAAGGAUUAUCAGCAAGCACUAAUCUACCCUCUGCUGGACAAGGCUCCACACAGGAGCCAGAAGUAUUUAGUAGAUCACAAGACCUGAGAACUCCUCGAGGAUGGCUGGUUCACCUUAUCAAUGUAUUUGGGCACGCUGGCGGUUUUGUCAAACUGCGUGAACGGUUUGAAGAAAUAAUGGGUUUUCAAAAAUUGGAAAUAACAGCAUCUGUUAACUCUGAAGAGAAGGUUUUGACAGAGACUACUGAAAAAGAUAAUGAAGUGAAAACAAAUAAUGAAACUAACCAUACUGUUCCUAAUUCUCUUAUGAUCGCAGAAAAUAGUGAGAUCUCUUGUACUGUGAAAAGCGAGCAACCCUCGUCACUGGAACAAUCGACUAGCGGCGAGACCCGGAUCGCCGCCGUGUGGCAACUGCUGCGACCUCUCGGCCUUUGUCACGACCUACUAACUCCACACACAGUCACCACAUAUCUCUUGCCUGUUCUGGAAUGUAUCCCUACUCUACUAGACAGCCUAACAGACGAAGAACUGAAGAAAGAAGCGCGGGGAAGUGAGAAUAAGACUGACACAGUAUCCUGUUUAAUACGGGCAUGCAAAUGCGUCUCAGUAAAGACCCCACAUCACCACAGUUUACUCAAAUCUCUGGAAAUGUUUCGCCUCAAAAUGAUACUUCGUUUGCUACAAAUGUCGUCAUUCAAUGGUAAAAUGUCGGCCCUCAAUGAAAUCAAUCAAUUAAUCAGUACCAUGUCCCAGCAACCUAAACCAGAGUGGUUGACUCCUGCGGUUAUUACAACCUGGAUACGAGAAAACAAGGUUGUCGAUAUAGUAUUGCGGGACUCCCUCCACCAGCCACAGUAUGUCGAUCGACUGGAGAAGAUGCUUAGGUUUAUGAUAAAGGAGAACUCAUUGACCAGGGAGGAUUUAGAUGCCAUUUGGAAAGCGCAGCAUGGAAAACACGAAGCAAUUGUGAAAAAUUUACAUGAUCUGCUUGCUAAACUUGCUUGGGAUUUCACACCUGAUCAACUGGAUCAUCUUUUUGACUGUUUUAAGGCGAGUUGGGCGACGUCUAGUAAGAAGCAAAGUGAUAAAUUAUUGGAAGUAAUUCGACGUUUAGCUGAGGACGAUAAAGAUGGAGUUAUGGCAAACAAGGUUCUGGUACUAUUUUGGAAUUUGGCACAUUCUGACGAAGUAUGCACUGAAAUAAUGGAUGUGGCCUUGGCGAAUCUAAUAAAAAUCCUAGAUUAUAGUUGUAGUCAAGAUCGUGACGCUCAAAAAACACUUUGGUUAGACAAGUGCGUGGAGGAAUUAAAAAGCAACGAAAGAUGGGUACUGCCGGCUCUGAAGAUGAUGCGGGAAAUCUGCUGCCUGUAUGAGGCCGGCGCGGGCAGCGGCGUGCGGCCGCACGUGACGCGGCAGGAGCUCAUCGACCGCUUGCAGACGCAGCACUCGCUCGUCAUCCUCGUCACCGACUCGCUCACCAACUACAUGGAUGGAGUGCGGGCUAAACUUGCCGGGGAAGGGGAAAUUGAUUGGGAAAACUGGUUGCCCGACGGCAGGUAUGCCCAUGCGGCGCAAGUUCAGGAAAGGUUAAGCUUCUUGCGCUUCCUGCUCAAAGACGGACAGUUGUGGCUUUGCGCGGAACAGGCUAAGCAAAUAUGGUCGUGCCUAGCGGAACGGCCGGCACACCUUGGGGACCGUGAAGCCUGCUUUCGUUGGUUCAGCAAGCUGAUGGGCGAGGAGCCUGAUCUAGAUCCCAAUAUUAACUUGCAUUUUUUUCGUCGGAAUAUCAUGACAUUAUCUCCAAACUUGUUAACGCAUGCUGGCAUUAAAUGUUUUGAAAGGUUCUUCAAAGCAGUAAAUUCGAAAGAAGGUAAACUCCGCGUGAAACGACGGAGCUUCCUGCUUAACGACGCUGAUCUCAUAGGGUUAGAUUACUUGUGGAGGGUGAUAACGGAGUGUGACGACGAGAUCUCGGCUCGCGGGAUCGAGCUGCUGCGCGAGGUGUGCACGUGCGUGAGCGGCGCGGUAGCGCCCGCCGCGCACCACGAGGCCUUCCUCACGCAGUGCUGCGCGCGCACGCAGCGCCUCCAGACAGAUAUAAACCUCAACGAAGAUGCUACUGAAAGCUGUACUAGAAUGUGUAGAGUCAUUCGUGCCAUACAGGAAUAUAUAAAUGAAUGUGAUAGAAGGUUUUCGGCAGAGAGGCAAAUAUUACCGAUGUACAGAUCGGGUAGGGGUAGACAAUGCACUAUAAUUGUCAGAUUCAAUUUUCAAACUGGCCAAAGACAACUCGAUGAUAUCGAGCUUUUCUCACACUUUAACGAGGCUUUAUACUCGUUGCGAGCGGCAAUCCAAAGAAGGUUAAAGUGUGCUUCAGACACUAAUACGAAAUUAGAAUUGUUUGUUAAUAAGGUAGAACUAUAUUUAAAUGGCGAACUCUUAGAUUCGUCCCACGAUCGUAAAAUCCUUUCUCAAAUUCCUGUCCGGGAUAAAACCGUGAUCGUGGCCAAAGUGUACGACGGGCACCUGCCCACGUGCGGCAGCGACUCGAGCAGCGACUCCAGCACGUCGUCGCCGCCCGCGCCGCCCACGCCCGAGCACGCCUUGCCCGGAGUGCUUUUCGCGCAAGGUACUUGGUACAUACCAUUCAUAUUGGAACUGGAACAUAUUGGCGUUAUGAAAAAGCAUCCCCAAUUAAUGGAAGCUGCUCAUCUACUUUCUCAAAUUUGUCCGGCACACAAACUUACUGUUGAUAAACUGACAGAGGCUUUACUCAGCCGCGAGGACGCCAAGUUGCGGGACAUGCUGUACGGGCCCGCGCCGCCCACGGUCGCGUACAACGUGGAGGUGCUGUACAGCAUGGUGAUGCCGUCCUCGGACACCAGGCUAGACCGCAGUCGGAGCUUCCAACUUGCCUGUGUCAAAAAUGCGCCUUUAUUAAUCCAGUGUCUGUCUGACAAAGACUUUCUCCAAGGAGCUUCGUCUCACACAAGGAGGGUGGGCUACUUAUCUUUAGUCAGAUUGGCUAAACUAGUCUUAUACACAUUGGGCCACCUCUUUGAAAUAUUGGCUCCUGAUGGCUCAGAUACAUCAGUUGACAAGGACUUUAGAAUGGAUGUAACAAUUUUACGCGAAGCACUUCAAACUUUGCCCAGUCACAACUGCGAAUUGAUCGUGAAAGCGAUUGCCGAGAAACUGGCCAACACUCUGGGCGAGCAGGUGGUGAACAGUACAGAGGACAGCGACGUGGUGUCGUCGCUAGUGUGGUGGUGCGUGCCCACCACGGCCACGGUACGCGCCCUCUACGGCCUCGCCUUCUCAGUCGCGCAGCCCGCCGACGCCAACGGCGCUGUUCAUCCCGAUGACGUCACAUUGGUCCGGGAAUGUAUGGAGGUGGUCACAAUAUGCCUGGCUCUUGGCGGAGGCUGGUUGGAGGCUUUACUGAACGAGUCAUGGUGGCAAGACACGGCGUUGUACUUGAUGAUUGAUUGCCCAAAUCCUCAGGUGCGCGUGUCUUGCGCGGAGCAGCUGUUGUCAAUGUGCGCAUGGGGUGGUGGCGGCGGCGCGCGCGCCGUGCUGGAGGCGCUGGGCGGCGUGGUGGGCGAGCCGGGCGGCGCGCGCCUGCAGCGCCACGCGCGCCACGCGCAGCAGUUCCUGCAGCUGCUGUGCAGGCUCGUCUCGCUCGCCGGACCCACUUCCCGGACGCUCGAGGACCUCGCUAUUGAGGUGGCGUGGUUGAGAUCAGUGCGAGCAAAUCCUGAGAUACUCGAUGAUACGCUUCUAGAGGGACACCUGAAUUUAACCAAAGAAUUAUUUACACAUGUUCCGGCACAAGUCAAGUACCAAUAUGGAGCGCAUCCGGAACACAAGGACAGAGGUUUAAUUAGGGAAGUGACAACGGAAUUCCUGUGGCCGUACUCUUGGGCGUGGUGCCGGAUGGGGGAGGGCGACAGCUCGGGCGGGGACGCGGGCGAGCCGGCGCCGCCGCUGUGCCGCUCGCCCGGCGCCGCCGCCGCCGCCACCGAGCUGCUGCUCGCGCUCGUGCACGGCUGCGUGCCCAACAUGGCCGAGCUCGCGCAUCUACUCGAGCUCAUGUUUUAUAGUGAGAAAAACGUGCCACUUGUGGAGUGGGAGUACAUGCCGUGCGUGGGGCCGCGGCCGGCGGCCGGGCUGGCGGGGCUCAAGAACGCCGGCGCCACCUGCUACAUGAACUCGGUGCUGCAGCAGCUCUACUGCGUGCGCGACGUGCGCGACGCCAUACUCACCGUCCAAGGAGCAGCAACAGAUCCUAACGAAGAUUUCUCUGGGGAGAACCAACACUCUAUUGUAGAGAAAGUGGAGACUACUGGCGACUACAACAUCACAAUUUUGAAACAAGUCCAAGCUAUUUUCGCACAUUUACAUUUCAGUAAACUGCAGUACUAUGUGCCAAGAGGAUUGUGGGCUCAUUUUAGACUGCAAGGCGAGCCAGUAAACCUCCGAGAACAACAAGAUGCUGUAGAGUUUUUCAUGUCUCUUGUGGAAUCAUUAGACGAAGCUUUGAAAUCAUUGGGACAAGAACAACUGAUGGCCAAAACAUUAGGAGGUACUUACUCAGAUCAAAAAAUCUGUAAGGGAUGCCCGCACAGGUACUGCAAAGAAGAACCUUUCAGUGUGGUGUCUUUAGACAUAAGAAACAUGUCACGGCUUCAGGAAUCUUUAGAAGCGUAUGUGCGAGGCGAACUCUUAGAAGGCGCCGAUGCUUACCACUGUGAUAAGUGUAAUAAGAAGGUUGUAACCGUGAAAAGGUUAUGUUUAAAUAAAUUACCACCAGUUCUAGUCAUACAACUGAAAAGAUUCGAAUAUGACUUCGAAAAAGUUUGCGCGAUUAAAUUCAAUGACUACUUUGAAUUUCCGAGGGAAUUGGAUGUUGAGCCGUAUACAGCUCGAGGACUAGCGCGCGCGGAGGGCGACGCCUCGCUAUGGGAGGGAGGUGAAGAACGGUCGCCCGAGACGCACUACCAGCUCAGCGGCAUCGUAGUGCACUCGGGACAAGCUUCCGGGGGGCACUAUUAUUCAUAUGUGCUUUUACGAGACAACGGCAGCGAGACUGGACGGUGGGUGAAACUGGACGACGGCGACGUGACCGAGUGCGCCAUGCACGACGACGAGGAGAUGAAGGCGCAGUGCUUCGGCGGGGAGUACACGGGCGAGAUAUUUGAUCCGAUGUUAAAGAGGGUCUCAUACAAACGCCAAAAAAGAUGGUGGAAUGCAUACAUACUAUUUUACACGAGGAAAGACACAAUUGAAAAUACUAGUCUUGUGCAGUCAAUGAGAAAUAUGAAUUUCAAGGAAAGUGCAAUUCCUCGACCUAUCUGGUUGUCAGUCCGUCGCAGCAAUAUUGCUUUUUCUCACAAUCAAGAUCAAUUUAGUUUGGAGCAUUUUAACUUCAUGAAAAAGCUGUGCUUCUUGAGGUUGCAAGUGCCGCCUGGCACAACAAAUGCUAUUUGGGGCCCAGAACACGAAGAGAUGUCGAUGCUUACAGUUCAGCUAGCAACAAAAUUCUUGUUCCAAGUUGGGUUUCAUACAAAAAAGACUCUGCGAGGGCCUGCGUCAGAUUGGCACGAUAUACUAUGUCAGCACCUACGAUGUUCCCAAGUCGUCAGGUCGUGGUUUGCGACGGAUCUAUUUAAGCACCCACACAGAUUAUGCGACUAUUUACUGUCGUGUCCAUCUGCUGAAGUACGAGUAGUUUUCAUGAAAAUAAUUGUGCUGCUGGCUCACUUCUCAAUCCAAGACCCACCGGUGAACAGCGGCUACGGGUCGUGGGCGUCGCGCGACGAGGUGACGUCGCUGUCGGACCAGGUGCUGGCGGCGGCGCGCGCGCUGGCCGCGCCGCACCACGCCGACUCGCAGGCGCACCGCCACCUGCCGUUGCUGUUCAAUCUGUUCCACGCCUACUCGGUGCUCGGCAUCAGCGAACGGCAUCAGCUAUUACGGCUACGAAUACUAGACAUUGUUUUGUCGGUAUGCAUGGACGACUCAUCAUCGUCCCUGGGAAAAUACCAAUAUCCAGAGUCUGCAAAGAUACACCAGUUGGUGUCACUGCUGGUGCGAUGUUGCGACGUGAGCGCGCGCUGCCAGUCGGCGAACGUGGCGGAGGGCGCGCCGCCGCUGCCGAACCCCUUCUGCGACCCGCCGCCCACCGUCACCGCCGCCUCCAACGUGCACAGGCCUCUGCUCUCCGCUCCCGCUGCUGACAUAUUGUAUAACAGAACUGGGACUUACAUGAAGAAAUUGACAGAAGAGUGCUGCGUGUGCGAGGAGAGCAUACGACUGCUACAGUUCCUGUGCUGGGAGCACGCCGGCUGGUCGCGCAUGGCGCUGGCCGAGCUGCUGUGGCAGAUGGCAUACGCCUACUGCCACGAACUGCGCCGCCACUCCGAUGCGCUCACCGCGCUCCUGCUCAUGGAGGACAGCUGGCAGCAGCACCGCAUACAUAACGUUAUUAAGGGCGUUUCGGAAGAGCGGCCCGGGUUGUUGGAGACGGCGUCGCGCGCGCGCGGCCACUACCAGAAGCGCGCGUACGCGUGCGUGAAGCUAGUGGUGGGCGUGAUGUGCCGCGCGCCCAGCGCCGUGCGCGCCGUGCACGCGCAGCCGGAGGCGCGCCGGCGCUGGCGGCAGCUGCUCGCCUGGCUGCAGGACGAACUCGACCGCAAAUAUGGACCUGGAGGGUACGGGUCGUAUGGCACGUGGUCGCCGCCGGGUACAUCCAAUGAAACAUCCAGUGGAUAUUUCCUGGAAAGAAGCAAUUCUGCUCGGAAAACGCUUGAAAAAGCUUACCAAUUGUACCCGGAGGAUGAAGACGAAGAAGAAGAGUGUCGAGAAACCGCGGAGGGCGAGGUGGAGGUGGUAGCGGGCACGGAGAGCGGCGACGAGGAGCCCCCGGUGGACGUGGAGGCGGGCUCGCCGUCUGCGCCGCCCGUGCCCGCCGCCGCGCCUGCGUCUCCCGUGUCGCCCACUUCGCCGUGGUCCCCCGGCGCGCUGGACGCGCCCGACGCCCUGGCCGCUCCCUCCACGCCGGCCGCCACGGUGUCGUCGCUCACGCCGGCCGGCCCGUCGGCGCGCGAUCCGCACGCGGCUAUUUGAGCUCCGCCCCCGCUACUGCGCGGAUCGGACUCACCGCCGCCGCCGCCGCUGCCUCCGCGGAAGCCAUCUUCAAAUCGACGACCGCCCCCUCCGAUCCCUCGUGGAACGGCUCCGCCCGUCCGCGAACUACA